UUGGUUUUGGAUUGGUUUAAGUAAACAGAGAAAAGACAAAAAGAGAAUAAUGGAGCUGUAGCAGUUUACGAUCACAAAAGAGCACUCGAUUAUAAACAGUGGAAAUGUUUACCAAAAGAAACUGAUAACUCCAAAACACUUUCUUGUCUUCUCCCUUCGAAAUUUUCCUGUCAUUACUCUCUCAAACCUUUUCUCUUUUCGAAUCUCUCCACUUUUUUCUUUCUUCCUUCUUCUUCUUCUUCUCUCUUCAAUGAUUCAUCACUUCUCAACACUCCAUGACUUCAAAACGUUUCGACAGAGAUUUCCAACCUUCCGACGAUCCUUCCGCCGCUAAACGCCGUAUCGAAGAAUUCUCCGACGAAGCACUCCGUAGCGGCGGCGCCGCCGCAAUCAAACUCCUUAGCUUACUCUUACAAUGCGCUGAGUACGUCUCUACGGAUCAUCUCCCCGAAGCUUCUACGCUCUUAUCCGAAAUCUCAGAGAUAUGUUCUCCGUUCGGCUCCUCCCCGGAACGAGUCGUUGCUUAUUUCGCGCAAGCUUUGCAAACGCGCGUGAUCAGCUCUUACCUCUCCGGCGCGUGUGUUUCACUCUCCGAGAAACCGCUCUCUGUUUCUCAGUCUCGGAAGAUCUUCUCCGCCUUGCAGACUUUUAACUCCGUUAGUCCUCUGAUCAAAUUCUCACAUUUCACGGCGAAUCAAGCGAUUUUUCAGGCGCUUGACGGUGAAGAUUCAGUUCAUAUCAUCGAUCUCGACGUGAUGCAAGGUCUUCAUUGGCCGGCUCUGUUUCACAUCCUCGCUUCUCGUCCUCGAAAAUUACGAUCAAUUCGAAUCACCGGAUUCGGCUCCUCCUCCGAUCUUCUCGCUUCCACCGGCCGGAGACUCGCCGAUUUCGCGUCAUCGUUAAACCUCCCUUUCGAGUUUCAUCCAAUUGAAGGCAAAAUCGGAAACCUAAUCGAUCCGAGUCAACUCGGGACGAGACAAGGCGAAGCUGUGGUGGUUCAUUGGAUGCAGCACCGGUUAUACGACGUCACCGGAAACGAUCUCGAGACGUUGGAGAUUCUACGGAGGCUGAAACCGAAUCUGAUCACGGUGGUGGAGCAAGAAUUGAGCUACGACGAUGGAGGAAGCUUUUUAGGGAGAUUCGUGGAGGCGUUGCAUUAUUACAGCGCGUUGUUCGACGCGCUCGGAGAUAAAUUGGGUGAAGAGAGUGGAGAGAGGUUCACGGUGGAGCAGCUCGUGUUGGCGACGGAGAUUAGAAACAUUGUGGCGCACGGAGGAGGAAGAAGGAGGAGGGUGAAGUGGAAAGAGGAGUUGAAUCGGGUCGGGUUUAGACCCGUUUCACUUCGGGGUAACCCGGCCACGCAAGCGGGUUUGUUGUUGGGUAUGUUGCCGUGGAAUGGAUAUACUUUGGUUGAAGAGAAUGGAACCCUCCGUCUUGGUUGGAAGGAUCUCUCGCUUUUGACCGCCUCUGCGUGGAUAUCUCAGCCGUUCGAUUGAUUUUUCUUUCUACUAAACAAUAUUUAUUUAUUUAUUUUAUUUUGAAGAAUAAUGUAAUUAUUUAUUUUCUUUUCAAGAAUGAUGCAAGGUGAAGAAA
Molecule: messenger RNA, 1593 nt
Organism: Capsella rubella
Lineage: Eukaryota; Viridiplantae; Streptophyta; Magnoliopsida; Brassicales; Brassicaceae
Product: scarecrow-like protein 23
Exons: 1
Coding region: 276-1496 (406 amino acids)
Biological process (GO): regulation of DNA-templated transcription; leaf development; bundle sheath cell fate specification
Cellular component (GO): nucleus
Molecular function (GO): sequence-specific DNA binding; DNA-binding transcription factor activity
Source: RefSeq, a predicted model, not a curated record